Carya illinoinensis is the source of this 1911-nucleotide messenger RNA. RefSeq names its product NADH dehydrogenase [ubiquinone] flavoprotein 1, mitochondrial-like. Lineage: Eukaryota; Viridiplantae; Streptophyta; Magnoliopsida; Fagales; Juglandaceae. The record is from RefSeq and is a predicted model, not a curated record. Gene Ontology annotation, molecular function: NAD binding; 4 iron, 4 sulfur cluster binding; FMN binding. Gene Ontology annotation, biological process: mitochondrial electron transport, NADH to ubiquinone. The transcript is spliced from 3 exons. The coding region runs from base 151 to 1611 and encodes 486 amino acids.
CCAUUAGAUCUGCUAGUGUCCGCGAGUGUAGGGAAACAUUUCCCACCUCCAAAUCUUCUUCGUUCCGUUUAGUCCCUCUUCCAGAAGUCCUUUUUGUCAAUCACCUGAGAACCGCCGACGAAUUAGAGCUCAUCGGCAACUUCUCUCCUUAUGGCACCCAUCAAGGGUAUUCCUUAUUUGCGAAGGACAGCUUUGGCUUGGCGCCACAGUAACGUGAGGGGCCUUGGCUUUAGAACAUUCAGCACUCAGGGUGCCCCAACUGCUAAUACUCCACAGCCUCCACCACCUCCCCCACCGCCAGAGAAAACCCAUUUUGGUGGUUUGAAAGAUGAAGAUCGAAUUUUUACAAACUUAUAUGGAUUGCAUGACCCUUUUCUCAAAGGUGCCAUGAAACGAGGCGACUGGUACAGAACCAAAGACUUAGUACUUAAGGGUGCUGAUUGGAUUGUCAAUGAAAUGAAGAAGUCCGGCCUCCGUGGACGUGGUGGUGCUGGUUUUCCAUCCGGCCUAAAGUGGUCUUUCAUGCCAAAAGUAUCUGAUGGUCGUCCUUCAUAUCUUGUUGUCAACGCUGAUGAAAGUGAACCUGGAACCUGUAAGGACAGGGAAAUUAUGCGGCACGAUCCACACAAACUAUUGGAGGGUUGUCUAAUUGCUGGGGUAGGGAUGAGGGCUAGUGCAGCGUAUAUCUACAUAAGAGGUGAGUAUGUGAAUGAACGAAUAAACCUUGAAAGGGCAAGAAAGGAAGCCUAUGAAUCUGGAUUAUUGGGCAAGAAUGCAUGUGGAUCCGGUUAUGAUUUUGAUGUUCAUAUACACUAUGGAGCUGGGGCUUAUAUUUGUGGUGAAGAAACGGCACUUUUGGAGAGUCUUGAAGGGAAACAAGGGAAACCAAGAUUGAAGCCUCCUUUCCCUGCCAAUGCAGGGUUAUAUGGCUGCCCUACCACUGUGACAAAUGUGGAAACAGUGGCUGUUUCUCCAACCAUUUUAAGGCGUGGACCUGAGUGGUUUGCCAGUUUUGGUAGGAAGAAUAAUUCUGGGACAAAAUUGUAUUGCGUAUCUGGACACGUGAACAAGCCUUGCACCGUUGAAGAGGAGAUGAGUAUACCAUUGAAAGAGUUGAUAGAAAGGCACUGUGGAGGUGUUAGAGGUGGAUGGGACAAUUUACUUGCUAUAAUUCCAGGUGGUUCAUCUGUGCCACUCCUUCCCAAGCACAUAUGUGACGAUGUGCUGAUGGAUUACGAUGCACUCAAGGCUGUCCAGUCAGGAUUGGGGACUGCGGCUGUGAUUGUGAUGGAUAAAUCAACCGAUGUUGUAGAUGCAAUUGCAAGGCUUUCUUACUUCUACAAGCAUGAGAGCUGUGGGCAAUGCACACCUUGUCGGGAGGGGACAGGAUGGCUUUGGAUGAUUAUGGAAAGAUUGAAAGUUGGGAAUGCAAAGCUGGAAGAAAUUGACAUGCUUCAGGAGGUAACCAAACAGAUUGAAGGGCACACAAUCUGUGCAUUGGGGGAUGCUGCUGCUUGGCCUGUGCAGGGUCUUAUUAGGCACUUUAGGCCAGAGCUUGAGAGAAGGAUCAAGGAGCGUGCCGAGAAGGAGUUACUGGAGGCUGCUGCUUAAGCUUUCUGCUCAGGCUAAAUGCUUUAUACUAGUGAAUAUCAUUGAAUAAAAUGAAGACAGUGCCCCCAGAUUUUGGGAAGAUGGGGUUACUCAGGCUUCUGGUGGUCCAUUUGGUAUUCUGUUUGUUGCUAAGCUUUAUCAAAUCUGACUUCAUUCACUGCCCCAGAGAAACCAUGAUUCGUUCUGGAUAUGCUGGGAAGGGAUUAAUUCAUGUUUAAACGUUUCAUUAAAACUUCUUUUAUGUCACAUCACAUGUUGAGGAAUUUUGUCAAUAAUACCUGCAUUUUUUCUGUUGUGUGA